Molecule: messenger RNA, 2526 nt
Organism: Ooceraea biroi (clonal raider ant)
Lineage: Eukaryota; Metazoa; Arthropoda; Insecta; Hymenoptera; Formicidae
Product: DEAD-box ATP-dependent RNA helicase 20
Molecular function (GO): RNA helicase activity; ATP binding; nucleic acid binding
Source: RefSeq, a predicted model, not a curated record
CUACCAGCUAUCGCAGCUCCGUUCGCCGGUUCCUGUGGGUUGAGUCCGUGGAUUUGCUGUGCCGAGCUGGAGCAAGCGUGCAGUCCGCUUGCGUGUGUCGCUCGUGCAGCAGCGAAGUCCGAAGUUGCGCGCAGACGAAUCCUUCGACGAAUCCACAAUCUCACCGUCGCUAAUUUCACCGACUGGCAUACCAUCUUUGCAACUUCAGGGCCUAGUAACAUCUUUCCACCGACCAAAGUCGACACUCGCUGAGAGACACCACGAUGUACAAUGGAUAUUCUGCCCACGCCAAUUUUAGGCCAAGAGGGAAUCGAGAUCAUCUGACUCGUAAUGGAGGAAACAGCGGAACUUACUGGAACAGUCAACAACAAACGCAGAAGGACUUUGGCAUUAAGAAACAAAACAGGAAGACCCCAGGCGAUUUACUGAAGAAACCUAAUUGGGAACUGGUAUCGUUGCCCACAAUAACGAAGAACUUGUACGCUCCGCAUAUCAAUGUUCUCAACAGAACACCCGAUGAGAUCACCAAGUAUCAUCUCGGCAAGGAGAUCACUGUCAAAGGCAACAACACACCUUCUCCCAUCCAGGCGUUCGAGGAGAGCAACUUCCCGGACUAUGUGAUGGAGGAAAUCAGGAAGCAGGGCUUCGCUGAGCCUACUGCGAUCCAGGCUCAGGGAUGGCCAAUUGCUCUCAGUGGACGGGAUCUAGUCGGAAUCGCCCAAACUGGUUCCGGAAAGACUUUGGCGUACAUUCUUCCGGCAACGGUGCACAUUAACCAUCAAUCUCGUCUCAGCCGCGGCGACGGCCCGAUCGUCCUGAUCCUCGCUCCUACGCGCGAAUUAGCCCAACAGAUACAAACGGUCGCGCGUGACUUCGGCUCGUCAUCAUGCAUUCGCAACACGUGUAUCUUUGGUGGUUCGCCGAAAGGGCCUCAGGCUCGCGAUCUCGAGCGUGGAGUGGAGAUUUGUAUCGCUACACCUGGCAGGUUGAUUGAUUUUCUGGAAAAAGGAACGACGAACUUGCGCAGAUGUACGUAUCUGGUUUUGGAUGAGGCGGAUCGCAUGCUGGACAUGGGUUUCGAACCUCAGAUUCGUAAGAUCAUUGAGCAAAUUCGGCCGGAUCGACAAGUGCUCAUGUGGUCUGCAACCUGGCCGAAAGAGGUACAAGCACUCGCGGAAGAUUUCCUCACGGAUUACAUCCAGAUCAAUAUCGGGUCGUUGAACCUGGCGGCCAACCACAACAUCCGUCAGAUCAUCGAGAUCUGUCAGGAGCAUGAGAAGGAGAUGAAAUUGUCGCAAUUGUUACGCGAGAUCGGAACCGAGCGCGGCAGCAAGAUGAUCAUAUUCGUAGAGACGAAGAAGAAGGUGGACGACAUUACGAAGGCGAUCAAACGCGAGGGCUGGCCCGCCAUCUCCAUCCACGGCGACAAGUCGCAGCCCGAGCGCGAUUACGUACUGUCCGAGUUCCGCAACGGGAAAACAAUGAUUCUGGUUGCAACUGAUGUAGCAGCGCGCGGUCUAGACGUCGAGGAUGUCAAGUACGUCAUCAACUUCGACUAUCCGAACAGCUCCGAGGACUACAUCCACAGGAUCGGCAGAACCGGUCGCUGUCAAAGCGCGGGCACUGCCUACGCUUAUUUCACGCCGAACAACGCGAGACAGGCGAAGGAACUGAUCGCGGUACUGGAGGAAGCCGGCCAAGCGAUAAACCCACAACUGGCGGACAUGGCGAACUCCGUCAAGAACCAGUACGGCAAAGGACGGCAGCGGUGGAGCCACGGACGCGGCAACAAGACCAACACCACCCACGUAAAUCUGAGAAACAAUAUCAGCCCGACGAUAAACAACUGGCAGAAUCAGCAUAUACCGCAGGUCAGCCAUAAUGCACACCAUAAUCAGGUGACCCAGGAGAAGGCUGUCGUGCGUCAUCAACGUAACAAUAGCUACCAGACCAACCGGCAGAAUAAUUUCCAGCCGCCGCAGCACUCCUAUCAGCAGCAGCAUCAGCAACGCCAAUCCACUGCUAGCUACCAGAACGGCUAUCAAGCGACUGGAAAUGCGUGUCAACCUGCGCAUCAGACCACCAGCGCGCCCAGAUACCAGGGCAGAACUGGAUAUCAGGGUAAUCGUUUCCAGAAUCGGCAGAAUGGCUUCAAUGGUGGCCAGAAUGGACCGAACGUGUAUUCGAUGCCGCCACCGUUUAUGAUGCCGUCGGGUGGCCACGCGGACUCUGGGAUCCAGAAUCUCGUAAACAACAAGUUCUUCCAGACGAACCGACCGCCGCCCAACGCUGGCGCCUGUGCCUAUCAGUCGAUGGGCUAUGGCCAGUUCCAAGCUGUGCCGCCGUACGGAUACCCGUAUCCGCCUACACCAGUGCAGCAGUGACGCUUCCCGCGGUGCAAAGCCGUUAGGGUACGGGCUAAAUGAGAAGAAGGUUCCAGUUCGGUCAAGGUGACCGGAGAAGUUUCUGGCUUGCAGAAAGGUCUGCAUGGUUUCCACGUUCAUGAAUUUGGCGACAAUACCAAUG